Chironomus riparius is the source of this 867-nucleotide messenger RNA. NCBI's taxonomy places the organism in Eukaryota, Metazoa, Arthropoda, Insecta, Diptera, Chironomidae. The record is from the annotation of a GenBank genome assembly.
AUGAGAAUCUUUGCCUCAAUUUGCAUAAUUUUAUGCUCUACUUUAUCGCAAACUUCAGCACGCGGCAGUCAACAAAUCGUAAAUGGCAUAUCAAGUGAUAUCCAGCCAUUCAUGGUCUCAAUAAGGCACUUGACUAUGGACGCAGAUCGCUUUGGAAGUGGACACAUUUGUGGUGGAAGUAUUUUAUCACACAAUCUGAUUUUAACAACAGCAAGCUGCUUAAUCGACCAAGACAAUCACUUCCUGGAAAUUGCAGAAAUUUCAAUCAUUGCUGGAACUAACCGAAGAUAUGAAGAAUUUAAUGCUGUGUCUGUGUUUCCGAGAGCAAUCAGCAUUCAUCCUAAUCAUGUUGUCAAUAAUAUCGCAUUAAUUGAGACAUGGCCAAUGCCAAAAGAUUCAAGGAACAUUCAUCCUAUAAAUAUGAUAUUGGAACCGCCAAUUCCAGGUGAUUCAUGUGAAAUUUAUGGCUUUGGACAAGCUUUAAGCCUCACUGGACCGGCACAGCUACAAAAAGGAACAAUUCAAAUUGUCGACAGCAGUGCUUGUCAUGGACAUCAAGUUAAUAGUCUUUGCAGCAGUGGAAGUACCUUUCCAUGCAAUGGUGAUUCUGGUGGUGGACUGAUCUGUGAUGAACAGCUUGCUGGACUUAUUGACAAUAUUGACUUUGAUUUUUGUAGAAUUGCUGAGGAUGUCAUGCACGUUAGCUAUAUUGACAUAGGACCUUAUCGUGACUGGAUAAUUGAGCAUAUGAGGACGAUUGAGAUGACUUUGGCUGGUGUGGAUGGAAAUGGAGGGAAAAUGAAGAUAGGAGCUGGCUUUUUGAUCAUUAUUGUAAACUUUUUGGUGAUUUUUAUGCUUAAGAUGUAA